AUGGCAUCCAACACGUCUUCGUCGGCGAACGGCGCCAACGGCGCACCAGCGCUGCCUACGCCGUCCAUAGCCACGUCCACCCUGCACGCCGACCACCCGUCUGCGCUCACGGACGCCAACUAUGCGGUCGCGCCCGUGCUCAGUCUCUCUACGACCUUCCGCUCACCCGCUCCGCACUCUGCCCACGCGCAGCUGCUCGAAGACGCCGCGGCGGGGCGCGCCGAGUUCGACAUGCAGGACCCGGGCUUUCACAUCUACAGCCGGUACUCACAGACGACCAACCUCCGCGCCGAGAAGGUGCUCUCCAACGUGAUUGGCGCCAAUGCGCUGACGUACAGCAGCGGGCUGGCAGCGGUGUAUGCCGCGGUGGUGCACUAUGCGCCCAAGGUGAUUGCGAUCCGCAGAGGGUACCAUGGCGUGCAUGUUUCCAUCAAGUUGUAUUGUCGAGGACGCGAGGUCAAGCUGAUCGAUUUGGACGAUGAUUAUGCCGAGGCUGUCAAGGGCACGGUCAGCAGCAGUGAGACCAAAAGCGAGGGCGAGAGCCAGGGCGAGGGCGCGGGUGUGCAGAGGGGUGGGCUGCUCGUGUGGGUCGAGACGCCGCUCAACCCCACGGGCGAAGCGCGCGACUUGGCCAAGUACGUCGCCAAAGCGAAGCGCAUCCCCAACGCGCACGUCGUUGUCGACUCGACGUUCGCCCCGCCCCCGCUCCAGAACCCCUUUGCGCAGGGUGCCGACAUGGUGAUGCACUCGGGCACAAAGUACUUCGGCGGCCACUCGGACCUGCUGUGCGGCGUGCUGGCCGUGCCGAGCAAGCGCGAGUGGGACAGCCUCUGGGCGGACCGCACGUUCAGCGGGGCUACGCUGGGGAGCAUGGAGGCGUACCUGCUGCUGCGCUCGUUGCGCACGCUGACCGUGCGCGUCGAGAAGCAGUCGGCGACGGCGACGCUGCUGGCGCGCUGGCUGCAUUCGCUUUCUGCGUCGUGGACGCAGGAGGUGGCCGAGGAGGAUGAGCCGUUCGCACGCGGCAAGUUGAUCGCGAGGACGUACCACUCAUCGCUGCAGCCGCGGUCGGACGCCGACGACGUGGUCAUCAAGGGCAGGAGCCUCGAAGACCCCUCUUUCGACCCUGCCGCGCAGAUGCCCGGUGGCCACACGCCCACGUUUGCCUUCCGCACCGCCAAGCCGGACUACGCCACGUGGAUCCCGCAUCUCACGACGUACUUCACCCCCGCGACCUCGCUCGGCGGCGUCGAGAGCUUGCUGGAGCACCGGGUCAAGUCGGACCCGUCCGAGGAUGCGCGCAUCGUGCGCGUGUCGGUGGGGCUCGAGGCAUUUGAGGAUCUUAGGGCGGAUUUGAGGGCGGCGUUUGCCGAGGUGCUGCGCAGGGAGGCCAAGGGCGAGCUCAAGUAG
Molecule: messenger RNA, 1410 nt
Organism: Sporisorium graminicola
Lineage: Eukaryota; Fungi; Basidiomycota; Ustilaginomycetes; Ustilaginales; Ustilaginaceae
Exons: 1
Coding region: 1-1410 (469 amino acids)
Biological process (GO): transsulfuration
Cellular component (GO): cytoplasm
Molecular function (GO): pyridoxal phosphate binding; carbon-sulfur lyase activity
Source: RefSeq, a predicted model, not a curated record